This is a messenger RNA of Cheilinus undulatus (humphead wrasse), 1890 nucleotides long. RefSeq names its product meprin A subunit beta-like. Gene Ontology annotation, molecular function: protein binding; metalloendopeptidase activity; zinc ion binding. Gene Ontology annotation, biological process: proteolysis. Bases 1 to 1890 code for a protein of 629 amino acids. Gene Ontology annotation, cellular component: membrane. NCBI's taxonomy places the organism in Eukaryota, Metazoa, Chordata, Actinopteri, Labriformes, Labridae. The record is from RefSeq and is a predicted model, not a curated record. The transcript is spliced from 12 exons.
AUGGAUGAUGAUGGAGACUGGGACAUAACAGAGAUAAAUGAAGGUCUGGAUUUACUUGAGGGUGACAUUAUGGAAGAAAUUAAUGCAGAAACAAGGGUUGCCAGAAAUGCUGUUUUGAACAGAAAGCAGCUUUGGGACAUCCCUGUUCCUUAUGUGCUUGAAGCUAACCUUGAUGUGAAUGCUAAAGGAGUCAUCCUGCAGGCCUUUGAACAUUUCCGCUUGAAGACAUGUAUUGAUUUCAGACCCAGACAGUCUGAGGAGUUCUACCUCUCAGUCAGAAAGAAUCCAGGGUGUUACUCUUUUGUAUCAAAGACUAUUAAAAGUGGUCAAGUAGUCUCCAUUGGUCGGCGAUGUGAUCACCUCGGUACGGUGGAGCAUGAGUUUCUCCAUGCUUUGGGCUUGUAUCAUGAACAAGCACGUUCUGACAGAGACGACUAUAUCACCAUCAUCUGGAAAAACAUAAAAGAUGGGUACCAAAGAAAUUUCAGGAAAUUAAGCCCAAGCUCCAGCACAACAUUUAAUGCUCCUUAUGACUACCUCUCAGUGAUGCACUACGGCAGAAGAGUCUUCUCUAAAAAUACAGGAGACACGAUUGCUACAAAGUUACCGGAGUAUCAGGAUCAAAUUGGCCAGCGGAUGGAAAUGAGCUCUACCGAUGUGUACAAGCUGAACCGCCUUUAUAACUGCAAUGCAUCUGUUACUUUCAUGGGUCAUUGUGACUUUAGUGGUGGGGUCUGUGGGAUGAGCCUCUGUGAAAAAGGUUCAGCCAAAGGCUGGAAAAGACUGAGCACCACUGCUGGACAGCCAUUUACUGACCACACCACGCUGAAUAAGACAAGAGGUAAAUCCUACUUCAUGCAUGCUAGCACAGAAUUGGGUCAGGAGGGAGACUCAGCCAGACUGGAGACAGAGAAAAUGAAUCCUACUGGAAAAUGUAACAUCCAGUGUCUCCAGUUCUUCUAUUACCACAGUGGAAGUGAGUCAGAUCAGCUCAACAUCUGGAUCAGAGAGUUUCAAGAUGAGACGGACUCAACAGGAGAACAGCGCCUCAUGGGUCAGAUCACUGGUGAACCAACGUUUGAAUGGACAUUUUACACGGUUCCCCUGAACGCUGCCAGGCCAUUCAAGGUCGUGUUUGAGGUGCGUAAAGGAAAUGAUGAGUCUUCAGGAGGUUUUUCCAUUGAUGACAUCAACCUGUCUGAGUCCAGGUGCCCACAUCAUAUCUGGGAGAUCCCAGACUUUGAAACUCUCUUAAGGAGCACCGACUAUAAUAGUUACCUGUUCAGCCCUAGGGUGUACUCCCCUGAAGGUUAUGCUUACCAAAUGUUGAUCGCUCUGCGAGAAACUUUCUUUGGAGUGUAUCUGCGUUUGGUGUCGGGAGACUUUGAUUCGACACUCGAAUGGCCGUGUCCAUGGCGGCAGGUGACCUUCAUCAUGCUGGACAAGAACCCACACAUUCAACAUCAAAUGUCCAAACAGAUCACUCUGACCACAGAUCCAACAUACACUGCAUUUGACAACCCAAGUGUUGUUGGACGACUUACGAGGAGAAACGAAGAAUCUUUCCAUGUGAACCCGGCGUAUGGAAUGAACUCAUUCCUCUCUCUGGACCAAAUUAGGAAGCGGGACUUCCUGAAGGGGGGCGCUGCUGUAUUCCUUUUCUCAAUGGAAGAUAUCUCAAACCUGCAGUAUAACAGCUCCUUGCCUUGCCCCAAACAUCCACCAAGCACAUUUACAGCCACUGACUCAGACAAUUCUGACAAAGGCUCCUGCAGAGUGAGGAAAACUCUGGAGGAGCAGCCAGAGAACCACAGAGAAGCUCACCACAAACUGCUGAGCCGAGUGAGAGACCAGAUCGAAGACAAGCAGGGGAUGCUGGACCAGCUCUGA